GGGUUAGGGUGGGGAGAGAGAUUGAUUUGCAAAGAUCUGUUGAGAUAUUUGUCAGUGAGGUUAGGAGGAGGUUUUGGGGGGGAAAUGUGCUGAGCUCAGGAGCUGUCCUUGAUGCUAAAGCAAUGCUCCACUCGACUAGAUCUUAAAAGCAGCCAAACACAACCCAACAACAGCCCAGAGAUAAACGGGGGUGCGAGGAGGAGGAGGAGGAGAGAGAGAGAGAGGGAGGGGGAGAGGAGAGGGGGAAAAAAAGGUACCAUGCAAUGCAAACGCGCUGUGCAUUCUUAUGUCAUUGAAGCCGGAGUCGCUAUUCCUCAGUGUGCAAACGAGAUGUGAAAUAGUAGUAAAACCCACUGUCCAAUCGCGAACACAAGCUGAUCAGGAACAGACGUGGGGGGGGGGACAAGGAUUUAUUUAAGCCUUUCUGAGAGCGAUCUGGUAAAGAAGAGCUGAGAAAAUGCCUGAACAGAGCAAUGAUUACAAUGUGGUGGUGUUUGGGGCUGGGGGUGUUGGGAAAAGCUCCCUGGUGCUACGUUUUGUCAAAGGGACAUUUCACGAGACCUACAUUCCCACCAUCGAAGACACCUACAGGCAGGUGAUCAGCUGUGACAAGAGUGUCUGCACCCUUCAGAUCACUGACACCACUGGCUCCCAUCAGUUUCCAGCCAUGCAGCGCCUGUCUAUCUCUAAAGGCCAUGCCUUUAUCUUGGUCUAUUCUAUCUGCAGUAGGCAAUCUCUGGAGGAGCUGAAACCCAUCUACCAGCAGAUCCUCCAGAUCAAAGGCAGUAUUGACAAUAUCCCGGUCAUGUUGGUGGGAAACAAGUGUGAUGAAACAGUCAAGGAAGUGGAUUCAAAGGAAGGGGAGGCUCUGGCCAAGGAGUGGAAAUGCGCCUUCAUGGAGACUUCGGCCAAGUUGAACCACAAUGUCAAGGAGCUCUUCCAGGAGCUGCUGAACUUGGAAAAGCACCGGUCAAUGAGCCUGAACAUCGGUGGCAAAAAAUCCAAGCAGCAGAAGAGAACCGAGAAGUUGAAGGGAAAAUGUAACCUGAUGUAGAUCAGUCUCCAGUGGAGUAGCUUCGCUCAGUAAGGCUAUGAAACUGACUGUGUGGAAGCAACACCAGGCUCUUCCUUCUCUGAUCCUACUCCUCCAUCCCCUGUCAGCCUGCCUGAGAGAGAUCUAUACCACACGAUUUAAUUGGUUUUACGCAUUGCACUUUCUCGUUAUUUACCGUUAUGGCAAUAAAAUUCUUCAAAGCUCAGCACAUAUAGAAACAAUAGUCAGAGACAAAAGUAAUUGACUCAGUCCCAAGAAGAUGCAUGUUAUCUGGUCUAUAUUGGUAUUAUACCUCCCUCUUCUCUGUGACCAUAAACUUCUGAACACCCAUUCUCCCACCCACCCCUCCCCCUUGUCUCCUUGCACAUGCCAGAAUGUUGGCGACAAGGAAAAAUGCUAGUAGUUAGGAUUAAUUCACGUAUAUUUGGCCUUCCCCCAUGUUCCCUUCAUCAUAAUGUCCAUUUCCUAAAUGUGUUAGCUUUUUAAAUGUUGCCGUUGUAAAAAGGACAUUCCUAGUAAUAUCAUUAGUGUACGUGGCUUCCAAUUGAAGUUUCCUACCUGUAUCUCUGUAAAUAAUCAAUCUACUCACCACUUAUAUAAACCUUUGUUACUGUGAUAAUGGGAUGUCCCCAUGCCAGGAUAGGUGGGGACAUUGAAACUAGAAGCACAAAGACUUUGAGUAGUUGGGCACAAGGAAACUUUGCACCUUGGGCCUGUGUAAAACGUGGUGCAAAUGCCUAAACAGGGGACAAGGAGGCAUUCCCCAUUUCCCCAUGCAAUCAGUAAUAUACACUGUAUUUGGUUUGACUUCCACCUCCGAUCCUCCCACCCUGCCUCUCUCCCCCCCCUCUCCCCGCAUCCCUCCCUAGAACUUUAUAUACAGAACAAAAACACUUGUCUGCUCAGGGUCUAAGCUGGGGGGGAGGGGGGAGUGUGCUCUUAGUGCAGGUCAAGGUUAUCAAACAGGUUACUGUCCAUUGCACAAUUUGGUUGAGUUAUAAAGAAGGAUUGAAAGUUUGCAGGAGGAGCAUUGGACUGGGGGUGAGAUGUAAAAAAACAGAUGUAGCAUUAAUGUUGUGUCAAUUGUGUUUUUUUUUAAAUGAGACUGUUCACUGUAAGAUAUGGAUAUCCUCAUCACUACCAACCUGUGCUGAGGAAGAGCCAAAUUGGAGUGCAAGAGAACAGCUGGACUUUGGCAUCUUAAGCUGUGGUCCGUUGUGGCAAGGCUGGCUCUUCUGGUAAACGUCGCUGACUCUUCAGCAUCUUAAGCAAUACUAACAGCUGACUCAGGAUGUCCAGAUGUCUGAUUACGUUCCACACAAGGUGAUCUUAUAACCAAUCCUAUUGGGGUUCAUGUUGAAUGACGAUUGCAUCCAUCAUUGACUUUCCUUUUCGGAUAUGUGGAGGAAAACCAGUUUGAUCUUGUCUUGCAUCUGAUGCCAGUUGUCGGGUUGCCUCUUGAGAAUUGUGCCCACAAAGUGAGGCCAUGUGAAGCCAUCUUCUGAAUCGGAAGGAUUUCUCACUCUCCACAAGUCAACAAAGUGAUCAGAGUGUAUAAUUCAAGGUCAUUUUCGAUGAGUCGUCAAAUAAUGGCCAUUGUGAACUGCGGUUUGUUGAGAUCGCCCCAAACGCACCAUAAAAAUCUCGGAAUAGUCCAUUUCUCUAAAAGUUUAGGCUCAGUCAGCCGAGAUCUAGAUUUGGAAAUCUUCCUUCCAGAAUUCGGUUACCAGAAUCGAACAUGACUUACUUCCUAAUUUCAAUAUUAGCUUCCUGGUUCCUCCAAAAUCUUUAUGAUUCACUGCCUGUUCUUCGUAGGGCCUCACUACUGUCUCCAUCUUGUUAGGAGUAGAACUUCAAUGCUCAGCUGCCUGGCUUCUGUCAUCCGCUUGCUAAAGGGUGAAUACCCACCCCCUUUCCCUCCAACACCUCCUUGUUAAAUACGUCCACAGAAUCCGUCUAUUAAAUAUACCCGCAACGCUCCCCUGUUGGGUAACCACUGGACAGUGUGAGAGAAUUCACACAAGUCUUCAGUCCGAGUGAACAAGGCGUCUUGUUGCAGUCUGAAAGACAAUGGUAGUGGUGUCCACAAGGAUUGAACAAAACAUCGUCAGACACUGUAAGCCUCGAUCAGAGCCGCUGAACAGCUGCAUGUGGAAUUGGAAUGCCAGAGAGAAAUUCACAGAGCAUCCCCAUGUGUGAAGUAUACCCAUUUCCAUCGAGGUUAACACAUCAACUCAGCCCUGUACAGGACACCUUUCAAUCAUGAAGUGUAUUAACUCCAGCAUGACGAGGAUACUCAAGGUACCGCCUGCUCCCUCCGAGAAGCUAGAAUUACACAUGAUAAUAUUUUUAUGAAAUUUAAGAUUUAUUGUAGAACAUAGUCUUCCUCCGACACAUGAACUGGUGCCAUGUCUCCUCUGAACUAUGUCCUGCUGAAUAGUUUUCUAAUAAAAUGAGGGAAAUGUA
Messenger RNA from Callorhinchus milii (elephant shark), 3520 nucleotides. RefSeq names its product GTP-binding protein Di-Ras2. Gene Ontology annotation, molecular function: GDP binding; GTP binding; GTPase activity. The record is from RefSeq and is a predicted model, not a curated record. Gene Ontology annotation, cellular component: plasma membrane. NCBI's taxonomy places the organism in Eukaryota, Metazoa, Chordata, Chondrichthyes, Chimaeriformes, Callorhinchidae. The transcript is spliced from 2 exons. Bases 458 to 1054 code for a protein of 198 amino acids. Gene Ontology annotation, biological process: signal transduction.